Messenger RNA from Scylla paramamosain (green mud crab), 2519 nucleotides. RefSeq names its product carcinine transporter-like. Gene Ontology annotation, cellular component: membrane. Gene Ontology annotation, biological process: transmembrane transport. Gene Ontology annotation, molecular function: transmembrane transporter activity. The coding region runs from base 238 to 1956 and encodes 572 amino acids. The transcript has 12 exons. The record is from RefSeq and is a predicted model, not a curated record. NCBI's taxonomy places the organism in Eukaryota, Metazoa, Arthropoda, Malacostraca, Decapoda, Portunidae.
GACAAAGCGUUUAGGAAAACUGACAUUAGUACGUAAAAAGUGCUAUGCAACAAGAUGGCAGAAAGGAAUGCCAUGCAGGGAGCCGUGUGCCAAUGCCUCACUUCGCUCGAGUGCCCAGUGUGGUGAUAGCUCCCGCAGAGGACUCGCAGCCUCGCUCCUUCUCGCGCGCCUCAUCUGGUCACACACACACACACACACACACACACACACACACACACAGGCAGGACCUCCACCACCAUGGCGGCCACACGCACCACCACGCCUUCGGUCUCCAAGCUCAAGCGUGCCAUGGAUAUAGAUGACAUUCUGGAGCUCAUGGGAUCCUUUGGCCGCUACCAGAGGAACCUGCUGCUCAUUGUUUUUAUGCCUGUCUCCUUCUUCGUGGGCUUUGUGAUGAACCUGCUGCUGUUCCAAAUGGUGGUGCCUGACCACUGGUGCCACGUCCCUGGCCGCGAGAACACGCCCCUCACUGUAGAGGAAUGGCACGCUUUUACCAUCCCAAGAUCCAACGAGACCGGCAAGUUUUCCAGCUGUUCGAUGUACGAGAUAGAUUGGAAAAAUGGCGCAAAUACAAGUUAUUCAGUUAAUGGCGAAGUACGAGGGUGCAGUGACGGCUGGGAGUUUGACACGACGCAGUUCACAACGACGGUGGCCUCAUCCCUAGGGUGGGUGUGUGACCGCGGCCACUACUCCCACCACACGCUCUCCGUUGCCAUGGCGGGGAACGCGGUGGGCACGCUCCUCUUCCCGCUGGUUGCCGACAAAUAUUUCGGUCGUCGGUUCAUGUACUACGUGUCACUGGCCAUCCACGUGGUGACCACCCUCCCACUGCUGUGGGUGACGAGCGCGACGGUCCACAUGGGUUUCCGCUUCCUGCAGGGGCUGGGCUUCGAGACUUACUACCUGAUGCCCUACGUCAUCUACAUGGAGGUGAUCCCGCCGGAGCGCCGCGCCCUCGCCGUAAUGCUGUCUUUCCUCGCCUGGACCUUCGGCAUGUGUUUCUCAGCGCUGGUGGCUUGGCUUGUGCCUAACUGGACGCAUCUUGCCAUCAUCUCCAUCAUCCCCCCCCUGCUCGGCUUUCUGUACUGGAGAUACCUUCCUGAGUCCCCUCGAUGGCUUCUGGCCAAGGGGAAGGUGCAUCAGUGUGCAGACAUCCUCCUCAGGAUCAGUGAAACCAAUGGGAUGACCAACUUGUCGCGUGUGGAGGUGGAGGCUCAGCUACAGGUGAUGAUGGAGCACCUGCCCGUGGACCAGCCCCUCACCGCCGUGAAGGACUAUCCGAAGCUCCGGGUCAGAGCUGUGACGCUCGUUUUUAUGUCCUUCAUGAGCUACGUGGUGUAUGGCGUCACCAUGCUGAGUAUGUCGGUGUUUUCCAACAACUUUCUGGCGCACUUCGUUCUCUCUCUCUUCGAGUUACCGAGCAACUUCACGGGCUGCAUCGUGACACACUUCUUGGGACGGCGCUUCAUGGCCUACUCCAACUACCUUCUGCUGGCGAUAUUUUGCUUCGUGGCUCCAUUCUGCAGUCAUAAUGAGUGGUUGUUGAUGACAGUGGUAGGAUUUGCCAAGCUGUUCUCCACUUCCGCACUGUACGUCGUGUACCUGAUGUCUUCUGAGGUGCUCCCGACCCCCGUGAGGACCUCCGGCACUGGGGUCGUCAUUGUGUUUGGAAUGAUUGGGAUGGCCGUGUCGCCUCAUGUACUUCACUAUGGAGCUGACGGUGCUGCCCACUACUGGAUCCUGUUGGCGCUAACAGUUGCCUCUGCGGCUUGCAUGAUACCAAUGCCGGAAACUAUUGGGCUGCAACUCCCCCAGACCUUCCAGGACGCUGAGGAACUGGGUGCUGGCCGCCCCAUCACUUCCUGGGUCCACCACUGGAACCUCCACAGAUUCAUGCCACCGAAAGAACCUCAAACUGAGAAGCUAGAUAAAGACUUGCUGCUGGAGCCCAGUUAGACUCCAAGGCUCGGUUUGCGUGUGUCUGUGCUUGUGUUUUCACGUAUGCCCUUGUUUUUGCCCACAGUGCACGCAGAAGGCAGCUCGUUGUAAGGAGAGUACCUUGAAUCUUUGCAUUAUAAACCAUUUAUUCUUGCGACAUCCUCAUGCCGUACUUAAAGAUGUGACGCAAUGAGAGAGAGAGAGAGAGAGAGAGAGAGAGAGAGAGAGAGAGAGAGAGAGAGAGAGAGAGAGAGAGAGAGAGAGAGAGAGAGAGAGAGAGAGAGAGAGAGAGAACUGGAUUGAUCAAAUCCUGAACACAGCCAGCACAAAAAAAAAAAAAAAAAAAUCUGCAAAGACAAGUGCUAUAAUGGUAUCGUAUUUUAGUACUUGGCUGUCAGAUCUUUUCCACUUUUUCAUUCAUUUGUUAACCAGUUCUGUCUUCCAAGCCUUGGGAGUGCGAAGUGAGGCGUGGUAAUCUGUCCUUGAAUUUACAUUAAAAUCGAUGUCUGAAUCCUCGAAAUAUUCUUCUCUGUACUGAGCAGCAUAGUGGAGCUGAGCAGAACCAAUAAAUGUCAGAAUGA